This is a messenger RNA of Bactrocera latifrons, 3734 nucleotides long. It is a transcript of the gene Atg1, whose product is annotated as serine/threonine-protein kinase ULK2. The coding region runs from base 779 to 3361 and encodes 860 amino acids. NCBI's taxonomy places the organism in Eukaryota, Metazoa, Arthropoda, Insecta, Diptera, Tephritidae. Gene Ontology annotation, molecular function: protein serine/threonine kinase activity; ATP binding. Gene Ontology annotation, cellular component: cytoplasm; autophagosome. Gene Ontology annotation, biological process: autophagy; autophagosome organization; positive regulation of autophagy. The transcript has 13 exons. The record is from RefSeq and is a predicted model, not a curated record.
UGCAAUUAAAACGAUUUUUUACAUAUGUACACAUCUGAUAUAUGUACGCAUUCGUUUUGGAUGUAAUUGAACUGCGAAACAAAUUUCGCACUUAUCAUUUUGGAUGGUCAUAUUUAUUGCUCAGUGGCCAUAAAUUGGUGUAUAAAGUGAAAAGUUAGGAAAACGUUGUUUAGAAUUUAAUCUUUUGAAAAUUUAGUUAUUUUCUGGUUGUGUGUAAUACAUUAUUGCGUUGCUUUUAAUAAUUGGAACGUACAAACGUUGUGAAAAUAUAGCACAUGAUAUGCUAAUGAGUGAAAUAAACAGUCAAUCUUGAAGUAAUUUGAUUUUAUUCUCUAUCUGAAAACGUAUUAUGGAGAGAAAUGUUUUUAAAGAUAUAUGCUAUAAUUUGUAACCAGGAUAACACUGAAAAAUUCGAUUUUGCAUUUCCCGUGUAUUCGUGAAUGAUUAAAUAAAACCCAAUAUAUCAGAUGCGAAAGAUAACAUAUAGUAAACAAUAGAAUUAGCAAAUGAAAAAUUGAUUUUUCCACAUAAAUGUAACAGCAAUAUUCCUAUAUGUAAAAUAAUUGAAUAUAUAUUGAAAUCAUUUCAUCCAUUUUUAGUGUUGAAUAAGUAAAACGUCCAUUUUGACGGAUUAUAAACAUGUACUAGUUUAUUUUUUUUCUUACAAUUAAUGACAUACAUAAGUGUUAAAUAUCAGUUGUUUUCGUAACGAUUGCAAACAGAUGUACUAAAGAGUAAAUAAGAUUGUAGUACUUUCAUUCCAUUUCGGUGUAACAUAAUGAACAUUGUCGGAGAAUAUGAAUAUAGUUCGAAGGAUAUGCUUGGCCAUGGCGCUUUUGCCGUCGUAUAUAAGGGACGUCAUCGUAAGAAACAUUUUCCAGUGGCUAUUAAAUGUAUAACUAAAAAGGGAUUGAUUAAAACUCAAAAUUUACUUGGAAAAGAAAUAAAAAUCUUGAAAGAAUUAACAGAGUUGCAUCAUGAGAAUGUCGUGGCGUUGUUGGACUGUAAAGAAUCACAAGACUGCGUCAACUUGGUCAUGGAGUACUGUAAUGGCGGUGAUUUAGCAGAUUACCUCACGGUUAAGGGUACUUUGAGUGAAGACACAGUCAGACUCUUUCUUAUACAGUUGGCCGGUGCCAUGAAAGCACUUUAUACCAAAGGAAUAGUCCACCGUGAUCUUAAGCCACAAAAUAUUUUGCUUUCACACAAUUAUGGCAAAACUUUGCCUACGCCAUCGAAAAUCACGCUGAAAAUAGCGGAUUUCGGGUUUGCACGUUUUCUGAAUGAAGGCGUUAUGGCAGCAACACUUUGUGGGUCUCCAAUGUAUAUGGCACCUGAAGUUAUCAUGUCGUUACAAUAUGAUGCUAAAGCUGAYCUCUGGUCCCUGGGUACAAUUGUCUACCAAUGUUUGACUGGCAAAGCUCCUUUUUUUGCACAAACCCCUAAUGAGUUAAAGGGUUACUAUGAAAAAAAUGCCAACUUGGCACCAAAAAUACCAAGCGGUGUCUCACCUGACUUGCGAGAUUUACUGUUGUGUUUGUUGCGGCGCAAUGCCAAGGAUCGGAUCUCUUUUGAGAGUUUUUUCAGUCAUCGUUUCUUACAGGGGAAAUCGCCUAUAUAUGGUACACCUAGUGAUGUGCCCCCGCAGAUGAGUUUGGAUAAUAUUCCAGUAAAACCAAAAAGUUCUCAAAAGCUGCAUGAAAAGCCCCUGCAACUUCCUGAGGCUAAUGUUGAUGCUAUUACAGUACUACCGGAUAAUACCUCAGUUUCGAUUGCGGAAAAUCCAGCUAUCUGUGCUACCAUUACAAAUGUUGGGGUGCUUUGUGACAGCGAAAACAACAGCGAUUCGUCUGGGUCGCCAGAGGAUUCAGAUGAUUUUGUUCUGGUGCCUAAGAAUCUACCAGAGGAUCAAAAUGUCAUUGAAUAUGAGAAGAAGCACUCAGCAUGCCAGGCUGCGCAAACAGCAAACCAAUUAAACCCACUACGACCAAACAGUCUACCAAUAUCUGAACCCAAACCAGUUCCUGCUCCAGCUCGUCGGUUUUCGUCAAACACCACUGAUACUGCGUCUGGAAGCAAUGCGUCGCCUGCGGGUCGUACUAAGGUUAAUAGUGAUAAAGUUCAACGACCACGUUCAAAUAUUUGUAACGAGAUUGUAAUUGCAACAUCCCCUAAACAGCCCAGUGUGGUCACACAAUUUCCGCGGUCACAGCCUAUUAGUGUAAAACAACGCGCUGAACAUCGUAAAAAUAGUGUAAGCAGCGAUAUUAAUUCCAUUUCACCACCAGCGGUUCAAUUUGCUAUUGGUACACCGCCCGCCCGGCGCCGUUCUGCGUCGGGUAGUUCACUAUCGGAGACACCACCACCAAGUGCUCCAUGUACUUGGCAGGUAAGUCCAGGUACCCAGACUCAAUCCCCUCUACGACGAUCAGGUCACAGUUCACCGAUUCUUCCUUCUGUAUUGGCAAAAUUGCCGACACUGGGUAGCCCAACGCUGAUUGUAGCACCUGGUUCUGUCAAUUCGAUUGGCUCCGGUUCUUGUGGCUCAGAGAAUAAUAACCAACAUCCCGUAUUGGGCCCGCGUGCAUUUACACUACCCGAGCUCGGUGCCACAGGAGGUUUGCAAAGUCUUUUGGAUACAGCCAGUAGUCGUGCUACCGGUACAGAUGGCAAUCAACUUCAUACUUUCCAUGCACCUGAAUUAUCGGAGGAAACACUUUUGGACCGCGAACAUAAUGAGACUUUAUCAAAGUUGAACUUUGUUUUGGCUCUUACUGAUUGUAUACAAGAAGUUGCAGACUCGCGUUGCGCACCUCUUUCAGCCGUCAUGGCUGUGGGUGGAACAUCAAACGAUCAACAAUCCAUACCGCCACAUGCACCUGAACACUGCAAACGAGCUGAACGAUUGGUAUUAUUGGUGCGUGCUUUACAGCUCCUCUCAAGUGGCUUAAAUUUAGCAUCUCACCAGCUACGCAGCGGAAGCUUGAAACCUUCUUCAAAUGUUAAGAAUGCUUUGUUGGCCAUGAAUUCUAAAUAUCGAUCGAUUCUCUUUGAGUCUAAGAGAUUGAAUGGUUCCGGUUUGCUUCAAAAAGCUAAUGCGUUCAACAUUACAGCCGAUAAAAUUCUCUAUGAUUAUGCUUUAGAUAUGUGUCAGGCCGCUGCUUUGGACGAGUUGCUUAGUAAUACAAAAAAUUGUUUUGAACGCUAUAACACCGCACAUAUACUGCUACAUUCGUUAGUUCAAAAAUGCAAUCAUCCUCAGGAUAAAAUGCUAUUGAAUAAAUAUCGUGAUGCUGUUGAGAAACGUUUAAAUAUCUUGCAACAACAAGGCUAUAUAUAUGUGACUGAUGAAAGCUCUUAAGAUUCCGAAUAUAGGAUUUAUAGUUCAGUUGGGAGCCUUCCGUUUUCCGAUCAGCAAUCAUCUAUUUUAUUACUAUUCGAGUAUCUUAAAAUAUAAUUUAAGUAAAAUAAUAUUUUGCUAAUAUUUUAAUUUUUCGUUCGGCAAACUCACGUACAUGCUUACAUACAUAUAUACAUAUUAAAUAUAUUUCCUACGAAGAGAAUGUAUUCGAAUAAUUAUCAAAUUUCAAUUUUGCUAUCUUCCUAAAAAUUUUACGGCUAGAUAACUUAGGUUAAUUAAUAUUUUGCAUUUUACAUAUAAGAUCGUGUGUGUGGUUAAUAAUAAUUCGGGUAAUAAUUUCGGAAAGGAAAAAUAAACAAAUAUAUCCUUGAAA